Messenger RNA from Colletotrichum abscissum, 756 nucleotides. RefSeq lists its product as uncharacterized. The record is from RefSeq and is a predicted model, not a curated record. Bases 1 to 756 code for a protein of 251 amino acids. NCBI's taxonomy places the organism in Eukaryota, Fungi, Ascomycota, Sordariomycetes, Glomerellales, Glomerellaceae. The transcript has 4 exons.
AUGUGCAACCACCGAUCGAAAAGACAACACCACUACUGCGGGACCACGAUGCUGCAAGUUAAUGGGCAUAGCAUCAUCUUCAAAACCCAUGGAGGAAGGAGUCAGAUGGAAUUCACUCAAUUCAAUGGGUCUGCCUUUCUCUCACCAAAGAGGCCCGCAUCUGGCGAUCACGAUGAAGACGGCUCCAGCUCCUCCAAUGUCGAGGCUUCGACUGCCGAUGCCGCCGAUGUGCUGGUCCUGUCCGGCUCAACCUUCAACGAUGUAUCCAACCCGAAGCGCAGACAUGGUGAAUCUUCAUCUCUCCGCAGAAGUCCCCGGACAAGAAUUACAAAGAAGGAGAAUCCCACCGCUGCGGUUUCCACCGAACGGCGCCAAAGCCUCAUCUCCUACAACGCAGGCUCCAUCCAUAUUCACUCGCUGUACGACCACUUCAGCGCCAAAUCCCCGACAGAACGCCUGGUCCACUUGACCGACAAGUGUAAGCCGAGCUACGCGGUGCUACAAGGUGCAGCACUCGCACAUGUCCGGAUACGGUGGUGCAAGUUUGAGAACGUAUCCGCGCCAAAUUUCAGACCCGACGAGCUAUUGAGUUUGGUCGUUAAGACGGUGCGCGUGGAGGUAGACGGCCAAAUGUGUGCCUUCGCUACGGCCAAUGGUGACUCGGUGUUUGCAUACUCCAGAGAACAGGGAGAGCCACCCAAGUUUGAGCUCGAUGUUGGCCAUCCUUGGAAAAAUGCACCGCCGCCGCAGCCUUAG